CCCUCUCGUCACCUCAAAGCCUCCAAACCCCUCCUCCUCCCAAACCCUAACCCUAAAACCUCCACCCUCCCGCCGCCGCCGCCGCCGGAUUCCCCUCUCCAGCCUCCGCGCCCCCUGUUCGGAUCGAAGCGAUGUCGUCGGACGAGGAGGUCAGGGAGGAGAAGGAGCUCGACCUCUCCUCCAACGAGGUCGUCACCAAGUACAAGACCGCCGCCGAAAUCAUCAACAAGGCUCUGAAGUUGGUCUUGGCCGAGUGCAAGCCGAAAGCCAAGAUUGUUGAUAUCUGUGAGAAGGGUGACAAUUUCAUCACAGAGCAGACUGGGAAUGUCUACAAGAACGUGAAGAGGAAGAUUGAGAGGGGCAUUGCUUUCCCAACAUGCUUGUCUGUGAACAACACAGUCUGUCAUUUCUCCCCACUUGCCACUGAUGAUACAGUGCUGCAAGAAAAUGAUAUGGUCAAAAUAGACAUGGGCUGCCAUAUUGAUGGUUUUAUCGCUGUCGUGGCUCAUACACAUGUCAUCAAGGAUGGCCCAGUUGCCGGGAGAGCAGCUGAUGUUCUUGCUGCUGCAAACACAGCUGCAGAAGUUGCUAUGAGGCUUGUUAGGCCUGGAAAGAAGAAUAAAGAUGUUACUGAAGCAAUUCAGAAAGUUGCUGCUGCUUAUGAUUGCAAAAUUGUGGAAGGAGUCCUUAGCCAUCAGCUCAAACAGUUUGUCAUUGAUGGUAACAAAGUUGUACUCAGUGUUUCCAAUGCUGAUACGAAGGUUGAUGAUGCUGAAUUUGAGGAGAAUGAAGUCUAUGCUAUAGAUAUUGUCACCAGCACUGGGGAGGGGAAGCCGAAGUUGUUGGAUGAGAAGCAGACCACCAUCUAUAAGAGAGCUGUGGACAAGAAUUAUCACUUGAAGAUGAAAGCAUCGAGGUUCAUUUUCAGUGAGAUCAGCCAGAAGUUCCCAAUCAUGCCGUUCACUGCUAGGGCGUUGGAAGAGAAGCGUGCACGCUUAGGCUUAGUGGAAUGCAUGAAUCAUGAGCUGUUGCAGCCGUACCCUGUUCUCCACGAAAAGCAAGGCGACCUUGUUGCACACAUUAAAUUCACAGUGUUGCUGAUGCCCAAUGGAUCGGACAAGGUAACAUCACAUUCACUUCAGGAAUUGAAGCCCACGAUAUCUAUUGAAGACAAUGCUGAGAUCAAAGGGUGGCUUGCUCUGGGUACAAAGUCAAAGAAGAAAGGUGGUGGAAAGAAAAAGAAAGGUAAGAAAGGAGACGCAGCAGAAGCAGAGCCUAUGGAUGUUUCAGAGCAGAGCCAAGAAUAAUUCAGUCUUUUUUCCUUUGCUUCCGCUGCUUCUGUACCUGCUCCUUCGCUGCAUCUGAUUGUGUUAUAUUACAUUCAGCUGUGGGAAUUUGAGUGUACUUUUUUUUGAAGAGUCUGAAGAAAAUGAUCGAUCCUUCUGCACACCCGUUCACUUCAAAGCACGAAUUGAUCAUUAUCUAUGGUGUGCUCAAUGUGUACUUGUCAAUUCUGCUUAUAAGUCUGCUUAACUUGAGUUUAACUAUGCUGUGAUGUUUGUCUGUUUGCUAACA
Messenger RNA from Lolium rigidum, 1575 nucleotides. RefSeq names its product ERBB-3 BINDING PROTEIN 1-like. Bases 132 to 1307 code for a protein of 391 amino acids. The transcript is spliced from 10 exons. NCBI's taxonomy places the organism in Eukaryota, Viridiplantae, Streptophyta, Magnoliopsida, Poales, Poaceae. The record is from RefSeq and is a predicted model, not a curated record.